Molecule: messenger RNA, 1122 nt
Organism: Arabidopsis thaliana (thale cress)
Lineage: Eukaryota; Viridiplantae; Streptophyta; Magnoliopsida; Brassicales; Brassicaceae
Product: RING/U-box superfamily protein
Exons: 1
Coding region: 1-1038 (345 amino acids)
Biological process (GO): protein ubiquitination
Cellular component (GO): membrane
Molecular function (GO): ubiquitin protein ligase activity
Source: RefSeq, marked reviewed
AUGAAUAUCUUCACGAGAUAUCACCUUCCUCGGGUCGUAUCAGGUGUUAUAUUGCCGCUCUUCCUUUUCCAUCUUUUGCCUUACGUUACAUGUCAGCAAGAGUCGGUACCAACAAACAGCAUUAGACAAACCAAUCUCUCAGCUGACUCAAUAAUUGCAAUCGUUGUGCUUGCAAUAUUUAUAUCAUUAGGCAUGGUCUCUUGUUGCUUGCACUGCAUAUUCUAUAGGGAAGAGAUUGGGGCGGCAGGUCAAGAUGUAUUACACAGUAGAGCAAGGCGUGGGCUCGAGAAGGAAGUCAUCGAGUCUUUUCCAACUUUCCUUUAUUCAGAAGUUAAAGGGCUCAAGAUAGGCAAAGGCGGUGUAGAAUGUGCAAUUUGUCUGAGCGAGUUUGAGGAUCAAGAAACGCUACGUUGGAUGCCUCCUUGUAGCCACACUUUCCAUGCUAAUUGCAUCGAUGUGUGGCUCUCUUCUUGGUCCACAUGUCCGGUUUGUCGUGCAAAUCUGUCUCUCAAACCCGGUGAGAGUUAUCCAUAUCUGAACAUGGAUGUUGAAACGGGAGGUGUUCAAAAACUCCCCAAUGAGAGAAGCUUGACAGGUAAUAGUGUAACAACUAGAUCGAGAUCUACAGGGUUAUUGUCGAGCUGGCGUAUGGCUGAGAUAUUCGUCCCUAGAUCUCAUUCGACCGGACAUUCAUUGGUUCAACAACUAGGUGAAAAUCUAGACCGGUUCACAUUGCAAUUACCAGAGGAGGUACAAAGACAAUUAGUUAGCUUGAAUCUGAUAAGGAGAAGCCACAUAGUCUUACCUCAAGCCGUGAGUUCGAGGCAGGGCUACAGGAGCGGGAGCGUUGGGAGCGAGAGAGGUGGUUUCUCUCAGGGACGGCAAACGCACCGAAGGGCCUUAUCUAUGUCUUUCUCUUUCUCUUUCCAAACUGCUUCUGUUCGGUCAAUACAUGACAUGAAUGAUCAAGCCCAAGCUAAGGACAAAUAUUUUGGUGAACGGUCAUUUGAACGCCUUAUGCCAGAGGAGAAGGUCUAAUCUAUAUACUUUUGUUUCCCUUAUAUUGAAGAAGAUAAGUCACAAUGGUGUUGGUCAGUCACGCGUGCCACGGUUUGGUUUAAC